CGCAGUUUUAUUGAUCAAAGUUAUUUACUCUAACAAUCGAUGAUAAAUGUUUUUAAUUCAAUGGAAUUCUACGAUGCAUCCAUUUUUUUAUUUUGAAUUUUGAAAAAUCAUUUCGAAAACAAUGAUCUGCGUACAUAUUUUAUGUACGGUCUUCCGUCUAGAUUUAUUCAGAUAGCAUUACACGUUAGAAGAAACUACUCGUACGUGCGAUUUUACCGCCAAGAGUUUUCUCUGAAUAUAUGUUAUUAGUACUGAUUUUUAUAUAUUAAUCGCGUGCAAUAAUGGCUUUGAGAAUGUCAAAGGGUGAAGUACCAGAAAAUGCUAUUGCUUUGACCAGAAGCGAAGCUAUUAAAUACCAGUGGAAUCAAAUUCACAAAUGGAAACCACAAAGAGAAGUAUGGCCUUUUUCAUAUGGAGUGGCUUUACUAGGAGGUGUCGCUGCGUUAUCAGGUGUAUAUAUUAAUAUGAGGAUUAGAAAAUCACUUAAAUUACGUAGUUUUGGUACUGCUGCUUCUGCCGUCACUAUGUCAGUAUGUCCAGGGUCGCUUGUUUGUAUCGCCCAGCUACAGAUGGUUACAGAAAAAACUUUUUUUCCACUCGAAAGCUGUCCGUUAUGCAUUGAAAUGAGAUCGAUAGUCGUUCAGAAUUGCGGUGCCAUUAUAUAUCCUAUGAUAUUAUCACCGAUAGUAAACUUUCUGAUCGCUAAGCGUGAUGGAAGAUUUAGAAUGCCGUAUUAUACAAACUGGAAAGAAAUGAUAUACUUUUGUGUGAACUUAUUUAAACCUAUUGUCCCAUCAUUAGGAGUCUUAGGUGCUAUAAAUGCUUUAGCUGCAGCUGUCAUUGUAUAUAAACAAUUUAAUUGCUUAUCUUAUAUACGGGAAGUAUUAUCUGUAGAAAAUGAAAGCGAUGAGUUACAAAAAGAUUUCUAGACAAUCGUUAUUGUUAGUGUCAUAAAUUAUUGAAUAAAAUAUCUUAAAUCGUGUAA
Molecule: messenger RNA, 985 nt
Organism: Vespula vulgaris
Lineage: Eukaryota; Metazoa; Arthropoda; Insecta; Hymenoptera; Vespidae
Exons: 4
Coding region: 282-929 (215 amino acids)
Biological process (GO): mitochondrial respiratory chain complex I assembly
Cellular component (GO): mitochondrion
Source: RefSeq, a predicted model, not a curated record